Messenger RNA from Eremomyces bilateralis CBS 781.70, 2934 nucleotides. RefSeq lists its product as uncharacterized. NCBI's taxonomy places the organism in Eukaryota, Fungi, Ascomycota, Dothideomycetes, Eremomycetales, Eremomycetaceae. The transcript has 3 exons. The coding region runs from base 409 to 2733 and encodes 774 amino acids. The record is from RefSeq and is a predicted model, not a curated record.
CGAGCGUUGAUCACCACGCGAAUGAAUACUCCCACUGGGCAACAAUGCGCUGAACAGAAGUCGCUGGUUCAGAUCCCACGUGAAUGAGCGCAAACGCUCCAGCGACACCGCAGCGACUGUUUUGUUUACAUUCGUUUAAGCCACCUUCCCUCUGUUUUCCGAUCCUUUGGCUCCCAAUAGCGAUUGCAGCCUCCUUUUGCUUGUCAUUCAACCAACAUCAUCCUCGACCGAACCGUUUGAUAUCCUGGCACGCAUCUGCAAGCGACCACGCUGAUGACUCGACCGAAGUACACGAGAAUAUAUGCGCUCGUGGAGACCGCGUAGAGCGCUAGAUCGGCUCACUGGGAGUGAGACUUACCUGUGCUUGGAAUCGUUCGACUCCUCACCUGACGCCUGCGUGGAGCACUCAUGUCCAUACUGCCUUUCAGUCGCACUUCGGAGACCGCGUUUUCGACACAUCCUGGCUCUAAGUCUUCCAUUUCGCGAUACGUGAUGAACCAGGAGGAAGAACUGGAGCUACAGCAUCUGAACGCUGCGGUCGAACGUAUCAAUAAAGCUGUUCCCACCGAUCCAUAUAUAGUUACCGUACCCGACGAUCCUCCACUAUAUCGAUACUUCGACGGCCAUUUUGGGCUGGAAGGUCAUUGCGAGGGCGUUUUAUUCGAAUACGACGAAUCCCAACUCCAAUACUCAACCUUCGUCUUGAGGGACCAUGAAAAGACUCUGUUUAUGCUGCAGUCCAAACUCGAUCAAGAGAGAGAACGCCGCGCUCAGGAUAAACAGAGGAACGGACACGCCGAAGAGAGACCCACAACGUCAGCCACCAGCGCUCCCCGGAAGAAGUUGACCUUUGGGCAAUAUAAGGCGAAAAAAGAAGGCAAACUCUCGAACACUCCAACGCCAACCUUUGGGCCAACUCGGAUUGUUGGAGGCGAAGCUCGAAAGGGUAUUCCUGAAAUCAAUCUCGAUCAAGUGGUAGCGAAGCUAUCGGCGAUGCCGAUGACGCGACCGAUGGAUGCACCGGAGAAUGAUGUACUUUCAGAACAUCGCAAUGUAAGCGAAUCUGAGCAAGGGUAUUCUCAUAGCCGGAAGAGGUCCUACGAGGAAGCGAUCGGGACAAAGUCCACCCACAAACCCAAGGCGGAUUCUCGCCCGUCUGAAGAGCAGAAGCCAGCAAAGAAAUCACGGUCCUCUCCGCCGCCUCCGAGCGUUGGAAAAGAACCAUCAAAACGUAUUUCCCACGGAUCUGCAACCGAGCGUCACGAUCCCGAGAAUCUCACACCACAUGGCUUACCCCCAAUGAUAUCCCCUACCCUGCCACCGUCGAAUGGUGACUCUGCUCUAAAUUCCAAAAGUCAAUCACCACCGUGGGGUCUCCCACCUAUGCUCGACGACGACCUUCCCGAAACCAUUGAAGUUGAGUUGCGGAAACUGAGCGGAGGAAAGCAAUCGGGCAAGAAGAUUCCGCCCAAAUCGCCAGCUGUCGCCUCACCCGAUCCCUCGGCUGGUCCAAAAGCCAUUGCGCGCUCCAUGAAAAAACCUUCGGGAAGCCCAAGCUUACCUAAAAAUGGAGACUCGGUUGAUCACGAUCCACCUCGGAACGUACCUCGGGAGGCAGAUGAAGUGGCGGGUGGGACGGGGAGGCGUCGAUCGCUUAUAUCGACCCUCAAGUUCCGCAAAGCGAGUAGAGCUCGCUUGCAGUCCGUGUUGAAGGACGCUGACAACGUGACCAACACAACUAACAACCGAGUGGAUCCGGUGAAAGGAGAGAAAGUCGCCAAGAAUUCUAAGGAGCGAUCGGACUCUACUUCGGUUAGCUAUCCGCCUGCGACGAGGCGGUCUAAGGAUUCUGCGGUGCUAGAGCCAACGAAAGAGAAGCCUUCUCAGGCCGCCCCAAGUAAUGGCCUUCCAGCCAUUAACCAGUCUUCCCCGCCGGCACUUAUCACCCCGACAAUCCACACUCCAGGCAGCGCGCCGUCGAACGCGGCCACACCCUCCUCCAUCGGCCCAUCUUCGUCUACCCGGCCACGAUCCCGAGUGCGCAACACCAGCUCACCCGAAGAAUGCGAGUACUGGAAACUCCUGGCCCAACAAUACUCGACCCUCGGUCGCAAGCUGAAACGGACUUCCGGUGACAUGUUCAACUCCAAUCGAUUCAAUCCGUCGAGCCGUGAGCAUGCAGCCAGUCUCCUCCUAUCCCUCGAAUGCAUAAUGGCCUUCAUGCUCUCCUUCUACCUUGCCGAUUACCGUCGGUACCUCCGCAACAACACCCCCGGCGACCUCGAACAAUGGAAAAGCCUGCUCCCCCUCUGGAAAGAGUUCCGAGCGCGCUUCUACGUCAUUGGGAUGGACGGCGGCAAGUACAGCCCGCUCCUCGGCAUCCAUUUCGCCCUCGGCGUCGCCAUCGCGAGUCAUAUUGGCCACGUAGCACAGCAGGUCUACGAAAUGAGCAAGAACGAACGGAACCGUCCGUCGACGUCCAACGGGACCGCCGGCAAAUCCGCCCCGGUCGACAAGAACUCCUGGACCGCGCACCUCGCCCCCCCGCACGUGCUGCACGACAACCACGAGAGCCUGCUGUCCUGGUCCGCUAAAGCGUCCUCCAUCCUCUUCGACCACGUGGCUGCCGCGUUUCCGAGGACGGUGGAACGGGCCAGCAAGCGGGAGCCGCCCAUGGGCGCGUCGCAGUGGUUCACGCACAGGGCGCACCGGUUGAAGGUGUUGGGAUGGUGAAAUGGUUGCUGGGUAUCGGCGAUCCAGAAGCGGUGAUGACGGCGGUUCUGUUUAUAACGCUGUUAUGCAGGAAGUAUGAUUGGAUGAUCUCUGGCGUUUGCGAAUGGGAGUGAUUGAAGGUUCACAAAUGGUCCCCUGGCAGAGGACAGACCAACUGGAAUGGGCACCUGGGAUACCCACGGUUUAGAGGCGCAGGAUCAU